Molecule: messenger RNA, 1668 nt
Organism: Triticum dicoccoides
Lineage: Eukaryota; Viridiplantae; Streptophyta; Magnoliopsida; Poales; Poaceae
Product: 2-phytyl-1,4-beta-naphthoquinone methyltransferase, chloroplastic-like
Exons: 9
Coding region: 1-867 (288 amino acids)
Biological process (GO): phylloquinone biosynthetic process
Molecular function (GO): 2-phytyl-1,4-naphthoquinone methyltransferase activity
Source: RefSeq, a predicted model, not a curated record
AUGAACGGCUGGGCUGGCACGGCAGAGUACCGUGCCGCUGGGCACGGUAGAGGAUCCUCGUCCACCUUAGCCGCGGCGAUUCUUGUGACCGCCGGGGCGACGGCGCCGUCCAGGCACGCCGGCGGAAGACGACACCGCCCCCGCGGCUCCGUCGCCGUGCGCUGCUCGUCCGCGGCCGACGAGCGGCAGGCCCUCUUCAGCCGCAUCGCCCCCGUCUACGACUAUCUCAACGACGUGCUCAGCCUGGGGCAGCACUGGACGUGGAAGCGCAUCUGCGUCUCUUGGUCAAUGGCGAAGAGAGGGGAUCGGGUUCUUGAUCUCUGCUGCGGGAGCGGGGAUUUGGCGUUCCUUCUGUCUCAGAAGGUCGGCCUAGACGGAGAGGUGAUGGGUGUGGAUUUCUCAUGGCAGCAACUGCAAACUGCUGCUAGCCGUCAGGACCAACGCUGGAAGGCUUGCUACAAGAACAUCAAAUGGAUCGAGGGCGAUGCACUUGAUUUACCUUUCACGGACCGUUACUUUGAUGCUGUUACGGUUGGUUAUGGAUUGCGCAAUGUGGUGGACAAACCCAAAGCAAUGCGAGAGAUCCUUAGAGUCCUAAAACCAGGAUCACGAGCAUCUGUUCUAGAUUUCAACAAGAGUUCGUCAUUUUUCACGGCAUCGUUACAGAGUUGGGCGAUCAAUAAUGUCGUGGUUCCUCUGGCUAGUAGCUAUGGACUUACUGAAGAGUACAAGUACUUGAAAAGUUCGAUUGCACAGUAUCUUACAGGAGAGGAGUUGGAGAAGUUAGCCAAAGAAGCGGGUUUUUCCUCCGCCAAGCACUAUGAACUUGGUGGCGGGCUCAUGGGGAACCUAGUAGCAACUCGCUGAUUAGAAUUGUAGCGACGAACGGGAUCUGUAUGAAUUAUCUGAAUUUUAAUUUAAAUAAUUCUGGAAACAGCCUCUUACAGAAAUGUAGGGAAAGGCUGCGUACUAUAGACCCAAAGUGGUCGGACCCUUCCCUGGACCCUGCGCAAGCGGGAGCUACAUGCACCAGGUUGCCCUUUAAUUUAAAUAAUUAAUUUUCCUCUGCAUUACCGAAUAUGCAGUUUGGCUGAUCCCAUAUGGAACCAAUGCUUCAAACUUCCCAGCUGUGCAUUUCUCCUGCUUGAACAAGAAAACUAACAUACCUACGGCAUGGAAACAUUCAGGUCAGCAUGAAAUCACACCUACGGCAUGGUAAUCAAAACCACAGUUCUGAAAUGCAGGCCGUUCAAUCAAAGUCAUGGUUCUGAAGUGCAGGCGCCACUGCGCAUACCGGGUGUGCUGUUCUGCAACUUCUGAGCAAUAAGACUAUAAAUCGGACAUAAGAAACAAGCACCUCCUCGUCUUAUUGGUGAAACUGGCAAGGCAUGGGAAUGAUCAGUGAGAAUUUCAGGCUCCGUACAUUUUCCGGUGAAGCGCACUGCUCUAUUCUGAAUCCUGUAUCCUCUGCCCUCCUCUGUUUAUUCAGUCCCCAUUUCGGCAGUUCAGAUCUACACUGGAGUAUUUAUGUUCAGUGAUUUUACCAAUGACCAUGGUGAAGCUUCUUCGGUUCAACUCGAUGAACGACCCAGCAAAAUAUUCGCAGUAAAACAUAAGUAACCCCCUACCAGGAGUCUAGCACCCAAAGGGUGAUAUGUAUGAAUUAUC